This is a messenger RNA of Vigna angularis (adzuki bean), 2546 nucleotides long. RefSeq names its product ABC transporter G family member 7. Bases 85 to 2265 code for a protein of 726 amino acids. Gene Ontology annotation, molecular function: ATP hydrolysis activity; ATP binding; ABC-type transporter activity. The record is from RefSeq and is a predicted model, not a curated record. Lineage: Eukaryota; Viridiplantae; Streptophyta; Magnoliopsida; Fabales; Fabaceae. Gene Ontology annotation, cellular component: membrane. The transcript is spliced from 12 exons.
UUGGGAUACUUCAGUGUCGUUCAGAACACGCACUCCACACUUGGUCUCACAGUGCAUACUUCAGACGGAAGAGAAGAGACGAUAAUGGUGGGUUUUGGCGGGAAAAAAGUGCGCCAAAUGGUUGUUGGUUUCGGCGGCAGUGGCUUCGGUCAGGUCGCUAUCGCUGUCGCGGUCUCCUUCCUCGUCCGCGUCUUCUCCGCUCCCGGCCCUGCUCUCUCGCCGGAUAAUGACCCCGACGAUACGCAGGAGAACGGUUCUGACGAUGCCGAAGCUCCUCCAGCCGGAAAGGUCACACCGGUUACAAUCAGAUGGAGAAACAUCAAUUGCUGCCUUUCCGAUAAAUCCUCCAAGUCCGUAAGAUUUCUGCUUAGAAAUGUGAGUGGAGGAGCGAGGCCUGGAAGGUUAUUAGCCAUAAUGGGACCUUCAGGUUCAGGGAAGACAACGUUGCUUAAUGUUCUUGCGGGUCAGCUCACAGCAUCUCCUCGGUUGCAUUUGAGUGGCGUUUUGGAGUUUAAUGGAAAGCCUGCUUCGAAGAACGCGUACAAGUUUGCUUAUGUGAGACAGGAGGAUCUCUUUUUCUCGCAGCUCACUGUUCGGGAGACGUUGUCACUUGCUACCGAACUUCAGCUUCCCAACAUAUCUUCUGCGGAAGAGAGGGAUGAGUUCGUGAACACUCUCCUUUUCAAACUAGGCUUGGUUAGUUGUGCUGAUACACGUGUUGGUGAUGCAAAAGUUCGUGGAAUUAGUGGUGGUGAAAAGAAACGCUUGUCCUUGGCGUGUGAACUGCUUGCUAGUCCAUCUGUUAUAUUUUCCGAUGAACCCACAACAGGACUUGAUGCCUUCCAGGCUGAGAAAGUCAUGGAAACUCUACAGCAACUUGCACAAGAUGGUCAUACCGUUAUAUGUUCUAUACAUCAGCCAAGAGGCUCAGUGUAUAGUAAAUUUGACGAUAUCAUCUUGCUAACAGAGGGUUCACUUGUUUAUGCCGGUCCUGCUCGUCAUGAACCACUGACUUACUUCUCAAAAUUUGGGUACCAGUGCCCGGAUCACGUAAAUCCUGCUGAAUUUUUGGCAGAUCUCAUAUCCAUAGACUACAGUUCUGCUGAUAGUGUCUAUACCUCUCAAAAAAGAAUUGAUGGUCUUAUUGAGUCAUUCUCGCAAUUGUUAUCAAGAGACAUAUACGCAACUUCAAUUAAUGUAAACGAUCUCUCCAACAGUAGAAAGAAAAUCACCCAGAGGGUGGCAGUAGGAAAGAAGAAAGGAAUUUGGUGGAAGCAAUUUUGGUUGCUCCUUAAAAGAGCAUGGAUGCAGGCUUCGCGAGAUGCACCAACAAACAAAGUUCGGGCAAGGAUGUCAAUUGCAUCAGCAAUUAUCUUUGGGUCAGUAUUUUGGAGAAUGGGAAAUUCUCAGACUUCAAUACAAGACAGAAUGGGAUUGCUUCAGGUUACUGCAAUAAACACAGCUAUGGCUGCUCUCACAAAGACGGUAGGUGUGUUUCCAAAGGAACGGGCAAUUGUAGAUAGAGAACGUGCUAAAGGUUCCUAUUCCUUGGGUCCCUAUCUGUUCUCAAAAUUGUUGGCUGAGCUUCCCAUUGGAGCAGCAUUUCCAUUAAUGUUUGGUACUGUUUUGUAUCCAAUGGCACGCCUUCAUCCUACCUUGCAGAGAUUUGGAAAGUUCUGUGGCAUUAUCACUAUGGAAUCUUUUGCUGCAUCUGCUAUGGGUCUCACUGUUGGUGCUAUGGUUCCAACGACUGAAGCAGCAAUGGCAGUAGGUCCCUCUCUGAUGACAGUUUUUAUUGUUUUUGGAGGCUACUAUGUCAAUCCAGAGAAUACCCCAAUCAUUUUCCGCUGGAUUCCUAAUGUUUCUCUGAUUAGAUGGGCUUUUCAGGGACUUUCUAUCAAUGAAUUUAGUGGUCUUCAAUUUGACCAUCAACAUUCAUUUGAUAUUCAAACUGGAGAGCAGGCGCUAGAGCGAAUUUCCUUUGGGAAAAGUAGGAUCAGGGAUACGGUGAUAGCACAAAAUAGAAUACUACUAUUUUGGUAUUGCACCACCUAUCUUCUCCUCGAGAAAAACAAACCCAAAUACCAGCAACUUGAAACCCCUAUUGACGACAACGAGCCGCUUUUAAAACUUGAGGAGCUCAAUUCUGAACAAGUUGAUCAGACACUUGAAGCUCCGCCAGUUGGCCAAGUUGAUUCCAACCAGGCCCCUGAGUCACCUGGAGUAGAUCUUGUUGGCCCUUUUGUCCUCGAAGGUGCUAAGUAGAAAGAUACCUUUGCAAAGGAUGACCAGCAAAUACUGAGACAGUAAGCCGUUUCCUAUAGAACAAGACCACAAACACAAUGUGAUAAUUGGACAACGAAAACAUCAGCUAAUGCUUACAGGAUGUUAGUUUUGUGCCGAAUUACAGGCUUUUAGAUGUCUUAAUAAACAGCGAUGGGGUAUAAUUUGGGGCUGUCUCAUGUUGGUUCAUUUGAUUACAGUGUUUAUUUUCAUUCAAUGAUCAGAGAUUACGUGGAAUCAUCCAUGAGUUGGGUUUUUCUUUA